CUCGGGAGAUGCCCACCUUUGUCUGGCUACCUUGCAUCUCCACCCAGCAGCCUCUCGGAAGCCUCGGGGGGUAGCUCCUCCCCAGCCGGGCUGAGCGUUAUAAUGGGCUGCCCCGAGAGUAGUGGCGAGAGAUAAUGGCAAUGCCACUUAAUGACAACAGCAGCUCGAGUGUUGCUGUCGCCAGCAGAGAGCUCUUAAGCGCGCGGCUGACAAGACUCUCCAGCCCGGAGCGACAGUAAGGAGGUGGAAAAGCAGAGCAGAAGGCUGAUCCGCACCAGGUUUCCAUUACUUUUUUUUAUUAAAAAAAACUUAACGGGAGUGAAUUUGCUGCCGAUCUUCCUUUUGAGAGCCUUUGAGGAAAAUUUAAAAGAACACUCUUAGAAAGAGAAUCGAACCAGACUUUUUUUUAAAAAGUUGAUUCAAAGUUCUUCAACCACCUGUUACCUUCAACUUCGCCGCCUGAAGCUCACAACACGAAGCAUCACUGAGGGAAUGGGGAGGGUAGAGCGCAUCUUCCUUGAGGACCCUCCCCCAAGAGGACAUCCUAACUUCUAGGGAUCCUCCAGGUGGGAAAAGGCCGGCUCGCUUGGCUCAACGAUACACCUCCAGGACUGGAAGAGGGAACCACCCGGCUCCUUGCAUGCCUAGGAAUGGAGCGCACUGAUAUGACAUUCUAAGAAGGCAACUUUAAAAGGGGGCGCGGGGAAAGAACACCCUUCCUUCUCCCCAAAGUCGGGGAGGGGAACAGCUAUCUCCGCCACGCUCCCCUUGAAACACUUUACCAAAGGAAUUCAGACUUCGGAAACUUCUCUCACAGCCCUACUUUUCAAGGGUGACGCCAAAGGAACCCCGGUUUCUGUUACAUUUCCAGGGAGACAUUGCCCCGAAGCACAUUUCGUGACUCUUUUCCUAACGUCCAUUCGGAGAUCGAAUACACCGUCAAUUGCUGGGCUUGAAGCCGGGAGCCCCAAAAACACACGCGCACAAGCACCCAGGAGAGAGGAGGACGAGCCCUGGGGGCGAACGCGGAGCGGAGCCGGGCCCCUUCCAGGCUGGAGCCGCCACCAUGAAGCUUGAGAUUUUCGCCCUGCGUUACGAGGACAAGCUCGGCAGCAGCGACCACGAAGGCAGCAGCGACGCGUCUCCCCUGCCCGCCGAGAGCGAGCUGGGUUCGGACGGCGACUGCGCCGCUCUCAGCCCUGCCAGCGGCCGCGGGGGCUUCCCCCGGCAAGACUCGGAGCCUUCGCCUUCCCGCGGCGGCGGCUGCAAAGUGGCGGGCGGGAAGCCGUACACGCGCCGCCCGAAGCCUCCUUACUCGUACAUCGCGCUCAUCGCCAUGGCCAUCCGGGACUCCGCCGGGGGGCGCCUGACUUUGGCCGAGAUCAACGAGUACCUGAUGGGCCGCUUCCCUUUCUUCCGCGGCACCUACACCGGCUGGCGCAACUCGGUGCGCCACAACCUGUCGCUCAACGACUGCUUCGUCAAGGUGCUCCGCGACCCGGCCCGGCCGUGGGGCAAGGACAACUACUGGAUGCUCAACCCCAGCUCGGAGUACACCUUCGCCGACGGCGUCUUCCGCAGGCGGAGGAAACGACUCAGCCGCCCUGGCCCCGCGGGCCCGGACCAGCCGCCUCCGGCCUCAGCCUCCCCUUGCCCAAGCGCCGACCAGAAGCCCCCGGCAGCCGCGCCCGGGCCGGCAGCGGCGAUCGCUACUGCGGCUUCCGCCGGCCCUAAGUUCUCUAGCUCCUUCGCCAUCGAGAGCAUCUUGAGCCGACCCUUCCAGCCCUCUGAGCAGCAGCAGCAACAGCCGCAGCGCCCCACAACCCCAGGGGGAGAAAGGGCGGUGCUGUGGCCCGUCCCCUCGGGAUACUCUCGGUUUCUUCCCCAGCCCGCUAUUUCUUAUGGGCUCAUACCUCCUCCGUUCCCACCUGCUGCGGCCUCUUCUCUCUACUCCUACAGGCUGCCCGACCCCCUCCUACUAGAGGUAUCCGGAGGAGACGCAUUGACGCCCAGCGAUCCCCAUCAACGUUUCUCCCAGAGGACCUCCCUCCCCCCUUCCACUUCUUCCUCGGAUGCGCUGCAAGGGGUCCAGCUCAGCAUUUCUCGGUUCUACUGCCCUCUCCGGCUGCCGGGGUCAUUGCAGCAGGUUGGCUCUUUUCGGCCUUAUCCAACAGAAACCCUACCGGUGUAAUCCUAGAACUAGCCAAGCCCCCUCCCUCAUGAAGGGGUAACUUAAGGACAGACUAUGAAAAAGGUCUCUACGCACUCUUUUUCUUUAAUCCAGUGACUGAAAAGUAUAAAGUCUGUGCCUUAAUGAUGAUUUCCUCUGAGACCAAAACCAAAAGUCAUUUGAUUUGUUUUUAACCUGGACUUUCAAAUGGACCAGAGUGCUUCUUACUGACAGGCUGAAGGAAGAGAUAAGCAGUUCCCUGACAGUGGUUGAUUGUUCGAUUGCUUUUGGGGCCAUUCAUCCAUUUCUUGUUUUGCCAUUCACAGGACUAGGAGGCCGGCCCAAACCUCAGAUUUUAAGCCAUUUUAUUGUCAUCAGUGGGUGGCUGAAAUCCUUACUCCAGCAUAAUAAUUAAAGGAUAAUCCUACACAUGUUUAUUCAGAAGUAAGUCUCACUGUGUUCAAUAGAUCUUAUUCCUAUCCAUGGAUAGGAUUGCAGCUUAACACUGCAAUUCCCAAACUGCUUCUUCAAGAGCUCUGAGGGACCCCUCACACUGGUAUACCUCAAACUUAAGCAGGGUUGCCAACUUUUUAGUGUUGGGGCUCCUGUGUCUAUAACAGCCUUAACGCACAGGUCAGGCUGCUGUCAAAGGCCCCAAAACUGGGCCAGUAAAAAGUGGGUAACCCUAAGGGCUCAACUGAGUUCAGUAGAAGCUAAAUACACUUACCUGGGAGUAAGCCCCACCAAAGUCAGCAGGACUUGCUUCUGAAAAAAAACACAUACACAGCAGGACUGCAGUCUUACAUCCAAGUAAAGGAUUAUGCCUUCAGGCUGCAACACUAGGCAUGCAUUACUUAGGGGUCAGCCCAUUUGGAUUUGGGAGGGCUUACUUCUUAGUAAGUAUGCAUCUGCUCCAGCUGUUAAGGUGAAAUCUGCCACCCCUUAAAAGUAGUCGCAGGGACCUGAAGAAAAUGACAGGCAAUAAGGAAAAUGGGUUGUAAACUUGGGUGGCCUGAAUCCUUAUUUGCAGCACAGCUAGGAGCAAAUACUUGCGUUUAAAACAAAAGACUUAAAGUGUGGCACCAUUCUGAAACCCAUUUAGGCAGAGGUAAGCCUGAUUGACUUUUCUGACACUUACAUCUGAGCAACUUCUAGAUCAAGAUGCACUGAAUGUGUGAGAUUCCCAGAUGCUCCUAAUAUCACCAUCGUGCCCUGCUAGCGAGCAACUCAGACUCCUCCAACCCUGAGCGUGCAGGACUACGGCGAUCUUAUCCAGAAACUUUAAGCCUGUUUCUGAUAAGGGCUUAACGUCAAACCCAUUAAACCAAAACAGUAGGCGCUUCGCUAGUUUGACAAUCGUGAUCUUAGGCAAUGACUAACGGAGUCGGAGUUUUAUUCCUAAAUUCUUUAUACUUUUCCUCUAAUUUCCGGGUACUUCUACUACAGAAGGAAGGGCUCGUUAAAAUGCACGUGUGAGUCUUUCCAGUAUCAGGGCUUCGGCGCUUAAACCAGAGGACUGCAAGGAGUCUUUCUUGGGAUAGGCGAGGGAGGCGGUAAAUUAUUUAUAACUUGUUUGUUUAAGCGAAUACAGCCUUUUUAUUAAUAUUUUUUCCAGUGAACGUUUGAUAGUUUUGAUGUGUGCCCGAAUCUGCUAGAAGAACUAGUUGAUUUAUCCUCCCCCUGCCCCCCCCCUCAUAGAGUUCCUAGGGCUUUUUUCAGAGAGAUCCAAGUGAAAACAUACAAAAAAUUACUGCCAUUGAAAAGGACGCUUUCAGAAAAUGUGCCUGUAGUGAUGUGCGUGUGUGUGCGCGCGCGUGUUAUGAAGCCCUCGAUCAUGAUUAUUUUUAAAUAAAAGUUGAAAGAUUGUCAA
Messenger RNA from Rhineura floridana, 4040 nucleotides. RefSeq names its product forkhead box Q1 (gene FOXQ1). Gene Ontology annotation, molecular function: RNA polymerase II cis-regulatory region sequence-specific DNA binding; DNA-binding transcription factor activity, RNA polymerase II-specific. Lineage: Eukaryota; Metazoa; Chordata; Lepidosauria; Squamata; Rhineuridae. The transcript has a single exon. The coding region runs from base 1067 to 2191 and encodes 374 amino acids. Gene Ontology annotation, biological process: regulation of transcription by RNA polymerase II; cell differentiation; anatomical structure morphogenesis. The record is from RefSeq and is a predicted model, not a curated record.